AGACGCCAUUUUGCUAAAAUUGAAAUAUCCAACAAAGUAGAAAGAGAUUUGAAAUAAAUCUAAAACAUCCAAGCUUUUUUUGGGAACGUAUCGGAAGUAAUGUGUCUGUGAUAAAUAGUAAAAAUUAUAAAAGCGAUAUUUUCGUCAAAACUGAUAUGUAUUAAAUUUAUCUUUUGUGUUAUUAAAGGGAGUUAAACGUAACUAAAGAAGAAAAACUAAUUAGUGAUUUAAACAUGAGUACGAAAGAUGAUGAAUACGAUUAUUUAUUUAAAGUUGUCCUUAUUGGAGAUUCUGGCGUAGGAAAAAGUAACUUAUUGUCACGAUUUACUAGAAAUGAAUUUAAUUUGGAGUCUAAAUCUACUAUAGGUGUCGAAUUUGCUACUAGAAGCAUACAGGUGGAUGGUAAAACUAUUAAAGCACAAAUAUGGGACACGGCAGGUCAAGAGAGAUACCGAGCAAUCACGGCGGCCUAUUAUCGUGGUGCAGUUGGCGCUCUACUCGUUUACGAUAUCGCCAAACAUCUGACAUACGAAAACGUUGAACGCUGGUUGCGCGAAUUACGCGACCACGCAGAUCAGAACAUUGUGAUCAUGUUGGUCGGAAACAAAUCCGAUCUGAGGCAUUUGCGCGCCGUGCUGACAGAAGAAGCUAAGGCUUUCGCCGAAAGAAACGGCCUCAGCUUCAUUGAGACCUCAGCUCUAGAUUCGACCAAUGUCGAUAAUGCUUUCCAAAAUAUACUCACAGAGAUCUAUAGAAUUGUUUCCCAAAAACAGAUCAGAGACCCUCCGGAAGGUGAUGUAAUCCGACCACAAAACGUAGAACCAAUAGAUGUAAAACCUACUAUGAACUCUGAUGGCGUGCGCAAACAGUGUUGUCAGUAAUAAUAAAUAAUUAGCAAUAAUAUGCAUGUUACACUAAAUAUGGAUUUCAGCCGGUAGUGCCGCCUUGUCCAACUCACUGUGGCUAUUUAUGAUUUAUUUUAAGUAUUACCAGAAGCUCUACACUUCUCGUUUAGCUAAACAAUUGGCAAUGCGGAUUACCACCAAACUUUAUUUAUGCUGAGCACUUAGUAUGCUAUCCAUUAUAAGUUUGUACAUUAUAUAUCUCUCAUUUGAUACUACUUUGAAUAUAUAUGGAAAAUAUUAUAUAUAUAAUAAUUAAAAAUAAAAGAGGUUUACAUU
Diabrotica balteata is the source of this 1181-nucleotide messenger RNA. NCBI's taxonomy places the organism in Eukaryota, Metazoa, Arthropoda, Insecta, Coleoptera, Chrysomelidae. The record is from the annotation of a GenBank genome assembly.